AUGCCCGGCAUGGUCUGCGCCGCCCUUGGUGCCGACGUGCUGCUGACCGACAAGCCGGACGUCGUGCCGUACGUGGAGCAGCGCGUGGCGGACAACUUCCCGGGCGGAGGAGUGCAGGAGGCCGCCGCGGGCUCCGCGCGGGUGGCGGCCCUCACGUGGGACCUCGAGUCGGCCCGCCGCCUGCUGAGGCAGGAGGGCGGCUUCGACCUCGUCAUCUGCAGCGACGGCGUCUACGCUCCGCUGUACCCGAGCUCCUGCACCGGCCUUGCAGAGGUGGUGCACCACCUGUGCGGGCCGUCCACCAUCGCCGUGAUCUCGUUCUGCCGCCGACCGCCGCAGCACAGCGAGGCACGGUGGCGGAUUCCGACGACGGCACCGACGCUUUCUUGGCAGCGCUCGAGGAAAGAAUGCACGUCGAGAGGGUGGAAAGAGAACCGAUCCAACUGGGUUACUCCCAGUGUUCGCUUGAGGUCGUCGAGGCGAGGUUGCGAGUGGAAUCGCACGGAACCAAGAGGGGCGCCGGCUCAGAGGCGGAGCGCGAGCGAGAAGCCAAGAGGCCGAGCGUAG
Molecule: messenger RNA, 567 nt
Organism: Prorocentrum cordatum
Lineage: Eukaryota; Dinophyceae; Prorocentrales; Prorocentraceae
Source: the annotation of a GenBank genome assembly